This is a messenger RNA of Aspergillus caelatus, 285 nucleotides long. RefSeq lists its product as uncharacterized. The record is from RefSeq and is a predicted model, not a curated record. The transcript has a single exon. The coding region runs from base 1 to 285 and encodes 94 amino acids. Lineage: Eukaryota; Fungi; Ascomycota; Eurotiomycetes; Eurotiales; Aspergillaceae.
AUGGAUGGUAUACAGGGAGUAUGUUGGAGCAAAUGUAAUCCAAAAACCUCGAAGCCUAUUAAGGAAGAAUGGGAAGCGGGCGAUCUAUGGUGCUGGCUUAAGAAUGACCAGACAGGGGCCUUCUGUAAUAAUAACGGAGACUGUUCAGCAGAUCUAGAGUGUCAGCCAAGUAGCUGGGCCAAGGGAGGAUGUUCGGCAAGCACGCCAAUUGCCGCUCAGCUACUUUCGCUUCAUGCUAACGGGACAUCUGCUGGACCUCUUGGCCUCCACCCUGACUCAUACUAA